This is a messenger RNA of Lachancea lanzarotensis, 2319 nucleotides long. It is a transcript of the gene IRC8, whose product is annotated as LALA0S07e07690g1_1. Lineage: Eukaryota; Fungi; Ascomycota; Saccharomycetes; Saccharomycetales; Saccharomycetaceae. The transcript has a single exon. Bases 1 to 2319 code for a protein of 772 amino acids. The record is from RefSeq and is a predicted model, not a curated record.
AUGUCAAUAAGACAAACCUCAACAGGAGGCAUUUUAGUUUUCCGAGGAUGCACGAUACUUGCUAAUGUGGCCGGUGCUGCCCUUUCCAUCGCCAUACUGGGCACAAGUUCUGAUCAAAGUUGUUUCAGCAGACCUGCGCUAAUCGUCUUGACCAGUGGACUGUCUUGUUUAACAGGAGCACAACUAAUUCACAGCUUGAAGAGGUUGACAGCUUUGGCAUGGUCUGUGUUGCUACUUCAACUUUUGAGCUUGGGCUCGGCUAUCUCCUACGUGAAUAUUUUGCUCCAGAGAUUGCCCACAGCGUCCUUGUCAUCUCUAGAAAUGCGCCUGACAAUUGCACACAUUAGUGUGCUUCUGGCUGCAAUGUUGACAAAUAGUCUAGUGGCAGAUCUCGAUCUAGGGUCAGUUGCCGCCAAAAUAACGACAAGUGACUUGGAAAGCGGCUCUGAGGAGCUUCGAAAUGCGGAGUUAGACUCAACUAUGACAGGCAUACUCGAGCAAAGCCAAGAAAAACAGAAAACGGUGACAAUGAAAAAUUCAGCUCAAACUUUAACCCCAGACCUCGAUUAUGCUACAGCCAUGAAUAUUCAGCAGAACUGGAUGAAUAACUACCCAUCAACGUAUACGAGCUCAGAGGACAACUCGACUCAUUCAGUUCUUAAGCAUAGUGUGGAGGUACAGGCUCCACAGUCCCAAGAUUCUGUAAUCACCACUGUUCCCAUACCCGCCAAUGGACUUAUCAAGACGCCCAAAAAAUCCAAAUUGGAUGUGUUCUCGUUGAUGAGGUCGGGAAGCAAAAUAUUCAAAAGUCCUUCAGUGCCGGCACCGACUGAAGAAAACAGGUCUCGUUACGUAACCAGGCUUUCCACAAUACAUGAUAGUUCAAAGAGCUUGAUAAAUGUGGCAUUAAAUUCUCAAAAUUUAGAAGCGAGCUCCAAGAGCAUUCAUUCUAGUUUGCUUUUUAGCGACACACAAAAGCCGGCCCAGCCGGACGAAACCGCUCUUUCUAUGGAAAAGCUUGCGAUUCACAGGAUCAAUAAUGCACUUUUACCGCCCUCCUUGCAGUGUCACGAAGACAAUCGGACGACCGCAAUAGAAUUAAACUACGAGAAAAGGCCAGUGACACCGAUUGGCUCAAACCCAUACGAAUUUACACCAUCCUCGAGCUCGACUGAAGAUGAGAUUAUUGACGUCUUAAGAGAAAACGAUUUAGAAGACAUUCCAAAAAUCUCCAAUCACUACCUUCAUACAGAUGAUGCUCAGGUAAAUUGUCAAUCUGGGACUCUGCUUCACAGUGUGAGCUUACCAGACUGGCAAUUAAAUCGAUCUAAGCUAUUGCAUAACGAGAGACUUAUUUCCCAAGAUAAUCCCGAACUUCCUGCUGGCCUUGAACUAGAAGCUUCGGAUAAGCUACUUCCACGUCAAGCGUUCAGCUUCCCUCAGGUGAAGCCUAAGCUCAGUUUUGAGGAUUUUUAUGUGCGAGAUAAUGGUGAUGCGGUAAGUGAACUUGAUGUUUUCUUGCAGCAUGAAGGUUUCGAAGGAGACAAAAAGGAAACCAAAGUACAAAUGAUGAAUGACGUCUUAAGACAGGAGGAUUCCAUGAUCAGUCAACAGAGACUUUCUAGAGAUACGAAUAUCAUUACAGGACCACACUCUCCUACUAAAUCAGUGACUUCGAUUUUCUCCACCUCAGCCUCGGGUAGUAUGAGGAAUCCGCUGAAAUUUGGUUCUGUGGUUACGAAUGCUGGUAAUUCAAAUAUACCACAACAAUCAUACCAUUCACGGUCUAGCUCCCAGCUAACAUCAUUUUUCAAUUCUGCGGCGAAUCCAAAUAAUAUCAAUUACUCUACACAGUCGUCUCCAACCAAAAGCGGUAGGCUGCGACGCAUGAGCAAAAAAUUGUCUUUAUCGAACAUAUCCUUUCGACACGAAAACGAAGACAGCUUAUAUGGCCAUGAAACAAACAACAGCGUCGACUUCAGCUACUUGUACACUUUGCAGAACAAGCAUUCUCCGUCAAAAUCUUUAUCGUCGAUAUCGAGGCGCAACAGUGCCAUUCUACAAGGAGAUCGUACGCUUCGGACCGUCAGCGCACUAUUUGAAAGUAGAGUUGAGCACGAUAACGAGGGCGCUGACAUUUCUUUGAAUCAAACCCUCGAAGCAGAUGAUACCCGCAAGAAGAAAACAGACGACCAAGAGAGCGCUAUAAGCGCUACCUCGAAAAUAAGUGAUACCCCUUAUCCGCAAGCAGUGAUCGGUGAAUAUGACCGUGAAAAAUGGACCACCCUUUUAAACUUGUCGUUGAUCGACGAGCCUUAA